Messenger RNA from Cylindrotheca closterium, 798 nucleotides. NCBI's taxonomy places the organism in Eukaryota, Bacillariophyta, Bacillariophyceae, Bacillariales, Bacillariaceae. The record is from the annotation of a GenBank genome assembly.
AUGUUGGCACGAAAGAGAAAAUUAGAGAGCACACCACCAUCAAGCGCUAACAUGUUUGACAGUGGCAUGAUGAUGGAAAGCAUCAUCAAGAAGCCUAGUAGUCAUAAGAUGCGUCGCGACUGCUCCUAUUAUGACCAAGAUGAGAGCUUCCAAGAAACGCCGCAGCCACUGGAAGAACGCGUAACUGUGUCCAUUGUUCUACAGCAGGAAAGUCACCACCAAAGAAGGCCCAACUUCGUAUUUGAUCACUUGGUGGAAUGCUUGUACCAGUUUGACAAGAUUUCUGAACCAUCCUGGUAUCAGAUAGGUAAAUGGAAUAGAAAAGAAUUCCAAGAGCUGUUCUUUUUACCAAAUCAACGGGUUCUGGAUACGCUAUGUGCUUCGGGGCUUGUCGAACUUUGUAGUACUGGUGAAUUGCGAUUCAAGAGAGUCGCAACUGAAGCAUUGCAAGCGAAGAUUCCUUCCUGCGAAUUUAUGUUACCUGAAUGUUGGCAAAGAGUCUGCUACCUCCGAAUCGGUUCUGCCAAGAGUUGCAAUAAUAGGGAACGAGUGACUUCUUUGAGUCAUCAAAUGAAGUUGAGACUUCCAAGACCAGAAUUCUUGUCGGCUCUCCAGAUGUUCAGAAGUCAAUAUGCAAAGGCGACUAUAGAUUCGGAUGGCAAGAGGGAUAGUGUUCCUACUGCUAUUGCGUGUGGCAAAGAAGCACGGAAGCUUCGAGAUAUAACAAACGAACUCUCACAGAUGGAAAUCCAGCCCAAGAAGAUUCGUGCACCUAUUACUCUUCCUGUUCUUCCUUGA